Molecule: messenger RNA, 4338 nt
Organism: Desarmillaria tabescens
Lineage: Eukaryota; Fungi; Basidiomycota; Agaricomycetes; Agaricales; Physalacriaceae
Exons: 10
Coding region: 115-4194 (1359 amino acids)
Biological process (GO): deadenylation-independent decapping of nuclear-transcribed mRNA
Cellular component (GO): P-body
Molecular function (GO): protein binding
Source: RefSeq, a predicted model, not a curated record
CCUCGUGUAUCCGGCGUGUUGAGGUAGAAAUUCACCUUUUUCUCUCGCCAUUCUAUCGUCAAUCAACGACGUCCACGACCUCUGUCGACAAUCUUUCUGUCGUUUCCGGUGGUAAUGGAGGCUCGUAACAACCUUUUUUCUCGCGGCUCGACACCACCUGUACAGCAGCCUCAGCCACAGUAUCACUCCAGUCAGCAUCUAUCGCACAACAUUUCUUCUACCAAUAUCGACACUCUGUUUCAACAUAUCAAUUCUUCGUCUUCUGACCUUUCCCAAUCCCAAUCUCAACAGUCGUUCAGCCAGCAGGAGAGUUACGGCAGCAACGGGUCCAAUCCAACAACGCCCAUGAUGUCCGUGUCCGACGAACCAUCGUCCCCGCAUGCGAGCAGUAAUUCCAACGCUACCCUCGCUGAAAGGCAAAACGCAUUAUUAUCUUUGCUUGCUGGUCCUCCAAGCAACCCAGCACCUCGGAACUCGAAUGCUGGGCCAGGUCCGACCAUGCCACAGCAGAUUCCUACGCCUCCAGGAGGUUCUCAGCCUAGGUCUGGAUCAGGAGGCUCUGCAGCAAGCGCAGAAGCACAGGGAAAAUUGCUGUUGGAGCAGCUGAUGACUGGAACAGCCCCAAGGUCAAAUUAUUCAGAAUCUCCACACAAUUCUGCCAACCCUGCAGUCGCACCAUCGCCGCCAUAUCAGUCGCAGGAAGAAUACCGUCCUUACGGUCCACAGUAUCAGGAUACUAUCGAUCUCACCGCAGACAUUCCUCGUGCUCCUGUUCCACCUCAACCUCAACAGCAGCAACAACAGCAGCUACCACCGCAGCCAGCAGCAGAACCACAAAAAACCAUGUUCGACUUUGUCUCUCCUUUCGACGUUCUCUCAUCGACAUCAGGACCUCCCAAGAAAAAGGUCCCGCAGUCGGCGACUGUUUCAAGUGGCGGCGAAGAAUCAAGCUCGUGGACGUCGGUUUCGGAUCCGAAGCGACGAUCUGUCGAAAACCUCUUGGAGCAGAUGACUAACAUCCAGUCAUAUCCUCAGCAGACAUCGCCGUACGAUUUGUAUGAUCCAUCGAGCAGCGAUUACACACCUAGGUCCACAGCGGAUACAAGGUUGUCUCAGGCGGAUCCUCGAGUUCCGCCUCCACCUCUUCCUCCAAAACCCGCUCCGGGUCGUGAGCCCUCUCCCCGUCUCUCACCACCAAAGACACAAGCACAGCGUGCACGUAUGGGUGAAUCACCGGCCAGUCAACAAGGUACCAUUCAGAGCAAUGGCGGUAGCAAGCGAGAUAAGGAAAGUUCCCCAGGACCUCGCGGCGGUAGCAUCAGGCGUGGCCAGGGCAGAGGAAACAAGAACUACGCGAACGCGAAUUCUCAGCCGCAGACUAUCAUCUUCGAUGUCUCUCAGCCUUUGGAUGAAAUCCAGGCCCCAAGGGAUUCUGUCAAAUCGACAGCAAUUGCAUUGGUCAAGCAGGAGACCGUCUUCCUUCCUGGGACAACCAUUGGUGCUACGCACUGGGUGGCCUACGCUAUGAGCAGAGGACGUGUCCGUGUAAUCUCUCGUUCCAAUGGCGAUCGAACGCUCCUUCAGCUACCGCCUACCUUUGGAAAUGCCAGCGUCUCCGACAUGGCAGUAUUCGGUAAUCGCUUGGCCGGUGUCACCUCUGACGGCGGAUUUGUUGUUUGGGAGCUCCCAGAAGUGAUCACCGACGAUGUCCCGGGAACUCUGUUGCUCUGUGUCGCACCUUUACCGGAGACAGAGCCUCUUCAAUCUGUAAAAUGGCAUCCCAAAGAUCCUGAUACUCUUGCUGUUGCCUCUGAUAGCCAAAUUUAUCUAAUUGAUUUGGCCAAUGUUUCUGGAUUGCACGGCCCCAACUUGACACAUAAUGACCUUCGUCACAUCGGGCAUCUCAUAACUCUGUCUUCUUCAUUGGUUGCCUUCGACUUCGAUACUUUGCAAUACGCGCUCCUUACCAUCUCCACUGACUCUACUCUGACAACGUGGAAUAUCCAGGACAGAGUUCCUUAUGCCAGUCAUAAGAUCCGCGGUGAAGAUACACCUUCUUCGCUCACAUACGCAGACGGUGUCAUCGUCGUUGGUAGGAAGAACGGGACUGUGUUCCAACUCCUUUCAUCCAAUACGAAAGCGGUGCUCUCUACAAUCAAAUUCGUAAGCAGUGCUAGUGGUCCAGACGAACUUAGCAUGUUCGGUCAUGUUAGCUACGAUGCGCGGAUUCAGACUCUUUGGAUUGCUAACUCGAGGCGUGACAGUAUGAUCGCUUUCAAGUUGAACAUGGACUCUCCCGUGAUCAUGGGUGACGAAUCUGGCAGGGGUUAUGUCGAGCAGGUCGUCGAGUUUUCCGGGCCGAAACCCACCAUACAUUUCGUCAUCUUGACGGCAGACGCAGACCCCAAUGGGGAUGAGGCCUACGCCGCUUGCGUUGCUGCUAAAGUACCUCCUGGGGAGUUGGCCUUGGCAGCGUUCUCUGUACAUUCGAGUGGUGUUGAUCAGAUUCUUAUCCGCAGAGAGUGGUUUGAUGUCGCGCUUGCGUCGACGACAGCCAAGUAUCCUCCUAUCGCUCCGCCACAGCCUCCUCCUGAAAAGGCCAGACAAGCACCGACGGUUGUUGCUCCUCAGCCGGCGGCACCUCCCCGCUUGAGGACGCCGCCAUCGGAAGAGGUUGAGGUUGAUGUAUCGAGGGACGAAGGACGGACCCACGAGCCGAAAGGGAAAGGUCAGAAGGGGAAGAAUGUGACCUGGGGUGGAAAAGACGAUAAUGGGAAGGGUAAGGAGAAGGAGAACACUGAGGUUCCCGUCGGACAAGCUUUGACUAAAGAGAUGAAGAAAUUGGAGGACAGCUUGCAUACAAGAAUCACGCGCUCACUCAACAAAGAAAUGGACAAGCAACAGCAACGGUUUGAGGACGCUCGAGCACAUGAGCAAGCGGAAGACUUCGCUCGCCAGGAGAAGAUUCUAAAGUUAAUUUCCACGGAAUUGACCAGGAACACUACCAGGGUCGUCGAGGUCGCCGUCAAGAACGAGGUCCAGAAUUCAGUUCUUCCUUCCCUUGAAAGUAUCACCAGGAACGAAGUGAAAACUGUUUUGAAUGAUCAGCUCGGAAGGGGCCUGACGGACCUUGUCUCACGACGUCUUCCCGCGGAGAUGGAAUCUCUGCUACUUCGUCCGGAGUUUUCCAACAAGCUCGCACAGAUCCUCGCAUCCAAUAUCAAUAUCGCUAUCGAUAGACAAGUGAAGGAAGUGGUUACCCAGAUUCUCAUUCCUGAAAUACACAAUAUCAAGAGUGAGAUCACGCGAUGGCAGAGUGAAGUCAGUAGAAGCCAUGAGACGUCGAUCAACCAGUUGGAACGGUCAGUGCGGUUGUUGUCCGAGCAGGUGAAGUUCCAGAAUUCGCACCCUCCGGCUGGUACUCCUCCAACGCAGCCUCCGGCGUCGCAAUCGCUUCCUAUGGGCAUGCCUAUGCAGCAACAGCAAGCCAUGGGUCAGCCUCAACUUCAAAUGCAGGCUCGCAUGCCCAUGGGUCACUCCAGUGGCCCCAUGCCCCAGCAGCAACCGGGAUGGUAUCCUCAUGACCCACAACCGGCACAAGCACCUCUGCCAUCGUGGUACAGGCAGGGAAUCGCGGCACCGCAACCCUCUCACCCUGCGCAGCCUCCACCUCCGGUUGAGAAGCCCAUAACUGCGGAUGAAAUGGCCAAAUAUGAAAAUCAUUUCGUAGAACACUUGUCGCCUUCGGCCCCCGUGCCAGAUCUCCUUAAUCUCUUGUCUCGUACUAACAUUGACACGGUCCUCUCCAUGCGACCCGAUGUUCCUACGCUGUCCCAGACCUGUAUCAUUGUUAUAAUCCAUCGAACUACUCCCAUCAUUGAUAUGUCUGCACCUUCUGAUCCUGCGUUUAAGCUUGCUAUUCAGUGGAUGCACCGAGCCUUGCAACUCCUGCGUCUAGACGACAACAUGAUGCUGGACUACGCUCCAAGAGUUAUGCCCACGGUUUAUCGUAGUCUCGGUAUAACGGAAAAGCGUCUGAGUCUUCUCCCGGAGAUGUCUCCCUCGACGAAUGAGGGUAUACAGCAUUUGAGAGAGAUUCGGGCAAUGAUUGAACGAAAGGUUCCUGGUGUAAUGAGAACGCAGGCUUCUACUGCUUCUGCUGGAAGUUCUACAUCCAAUGCUGGUCAGGCUUGAGACUUGUCACUCCUUUUUUUACGAUUUCUUUGAAUUUACUUUUUUACUUGGGCUGUAUCGCUUCCUACUCACGAAUAUCAUUACUUACGCUUCGAAAUGACGUGAGCGGCAUUGCCAGUUCCCGAUAUAGAAAUUGAGUGGGCU